UUUUUUUUGAGGACAUAUGCUGUUUGGAUAACUCAUACUUGACCUUAAAAUCAAACCCGUCCAACCCAUUAGUCUUGCCCCUAAUAAAAGAUCCAAGUCGAAGUAUGGAUCAGGGUUGGGUUGACCCGACCCAAUGGCGAUCUCUAAAGAGUAAAGAUUUUUAGGAGAUGAUCAUCAUCCAAUAAACUUUUCAUAUCGUCGGUCAAAAUAAUGCUUUAAAAAAAAGAUUCCAAAAAAAAAAAAAAAAAAAAAAAAAUCCUUUUAUGACCCUUUCCAAAUUCUUCUCUCUCCUCAGCUGAAGGUACAUUUUCAUGACAUGUCUCAAAUUCCUCCAUUUCUGCAACUCUCAUAACUCAAAUCACCAUUUCCAUGGCUUACCUAAGACCCAUCUGCUGCUCCUCCAUUUUCACUUCUCAUGCUUUUCUCUCUCUUCACUCACUCACCUACUUCCAAUUUUUUAUUACAACCAUUAAAAGAUUACAUUUUUAAUCCCCUUUUCUUUGAGCUACAAUUCUAAUUUGCCCUUAUUAUGAAUAUUGUCUCAAUUUGAGCUUCUAAAGCCCCUAAUUUUCAUGUUUAAUUCCAGAAAAGAGUGUGCCCAUCUCAUUUUCUUGAUGAUUUGUAGCUGAAAAUGAUGUCAAAAUCAAGUCUUUAGCAUUUAAGAAGGGAUUUUUACUGGGUGCCCACCUUCUAUUCUUGUGAUCUGGCUGUAAUUCUCUUGAUCUCUUUGUUGUUGUUGAAUCUAUAUGCAUUUGGGAGCAAAACCCAUGAUUUUAAUUUUUUGUGUUAAUUCACUUUUAGCUGGGAUUUUAUUGUGGUUUUUAGGGUUUAACAUUGGUAGGUUUCUGGUUUAUCUGGGAAAAUACCCCCAUUUGCUGUAGUUUUAGUUACAUGUUGUUGUAUUAUUUAGCUGAUUGGAAAGAUAAAUUAUUUGGGUUGGAUAGUGUAGAUUUUUGCCCCUGAGAGGUGUAAUUAGGGUUUGUUUGGGGAAUUUGAUUGAUGUUGUGAGGUUUUUUUGGGCAAAUGGCGGAAAACGGUGUAAUUUUUGUGGAGUGGAGGGAAGAAUUUGUGUCUCAGGAGAGAGGAAGCAGGAUUGUUCAUUAUUUAUUGAAAGAUUAUUGUGGGAAAUCUAUACUUGCUGUGGUUGGCACUGAGAGGAGUCUUAGGCACAUGGUUUAUGUUGUUGCUGAGGAUUUUUUGAGUUAUUCUGGCACUGAUAAUCCUGUGCAAGCUGGGUUUAAAUGGAGAUCAAGAAGGGAGGUGGUUGACUGGCUUACAUCCCUGCUGGCCAAGCAGCAACAAGCAGAUUCUCCAAGUGGCGAUUCAACCCAUUCUUUAGGAUCUUCUGAGCUAUUAAGUGCUCAAUAUUUCACUACAGACAAAGUGGAUCGUCGGGUUAAAAACUUGAAGCAAUCCUACUCAGAUGUUAUGUGGAUAGGUGCUGCAUGGACUUGUGGAAAGCAGCUAAAACACUACCCAGCAUUUUGCAGGAAUGGCACUACAAUAGCGGUUCAAGCAUUUGUAUUUGUGAUGGCUAAAGAGGGAAGUCGCUAUGUUGCCUAUCUAGAGGACAUGUAUGAAGAUAAGAAGGGGAUGAAGAAAGUUAAAGUCAGAUGGUUUCAUCACAGUCAAGAAGUGAAGGGUAUAGUUCGUAUACGGAAUGCUCACCCGAAGGAAGUUUAUAUUACACCUUACACGCAGGUGAUAAGUGUUGAGUGUGUUGAUGGUCCUGCUAUAGUCUUAACCCGUGAGCAUUUUGAAAAAUGCUUAGAGGGCCUUCCAGAGGGUUUGCUGGGAAAGCUACAUCUUUGCUGUCGUCAGUUUAGAAGUAACAAAAUUAAACCAUUUGAUCUUAGGAAAUUGCGGGGUUAUAAUAAUCAGCCUGUUAUUUCUUGUUUAGAGUCUGAUUCCUUUCUGAAUUCUGACUCUGUAUGCCGUGGGGUGAUUGGGAAUAAAGUUAAGAUGUUUGAAUCAAAUGAUAAUGGGGCAAAAGGGACUAAGAGAACAAGGAAUUAUGGGGACAGAGAAAGCUUUUUGACAACUCAUGGUGCGGAAGGCUUUGAAAGGAAGAAAUUUAUGCGUGGACCAUUUUCUAAGAAUGGUAACAUUGAUGGCGAUAAGAGGUUGUUUUCUUCGAAGAAUGGGGAAUUCCAGCGGUCACACAUCCAGUUUUUUAAGGUAGAUGACAAAAUAGAGCUACUGUGCCAGGACAGUGGCAUUCGAGGCUGUUGGUUUAGAUGUACUGUCUUGGAGAUAUCUCGAAAGCAGAUGAAGCUCCAAUAUAGGGAUCUGGAGGACCAAGAUGGAUGUGGAAACCUUGAGGAAUGGGUUCCAGCUUUUAGGAUGGCUGCACCAGAUAAGCUUGGCAUGCGAUGUCCUGGACGACCUACAAUCAGGCCUUGUCCUCCCAUCAGCGAUGCUGUAGAUGUUGAAUUUGGAAUCGGAGCUCCUGUGGAUGCAUGGUGGAGUGAUGGCUGGUGGGAAGGUGUUGUAACUGUAGUUAACAGUGUCAGAGAUGAUAAAAUACAGGUUUAUGUUCCAGGUGAGAACAAGUAUUUAGAUGUACCUAGAAAGGAUCUAAGAGUUUCCCGAGAUUGGUUGGGUGGAGAAUGGUUUGAUGUUAAGGCGAAUCCUAAUAUACUUUCAGAUAUCAAUGCUGAAACAGUACAACCUAUAGUCUCAAUCCUCGGGAAGGAAAAUGCUGCUGAUGAUUCUGCCCUCAAAAUUAAAGAUGAUGAAAAUGAGGAUAACUUAGUUGACUUGCCUGCUCCAGCCUCUUCUGUUGGCCAUGCCGAACAAAUUUCCUCUUCAGACAAAGAUGAUCAUAAUGCUGGUCAUCAUGUCAAUGACAAAAGUGAUGAUGUCAGCUUGCAAGACCAUGUCAAAAGUGAUGAUAUCAGCUUGCAAGACCAAGUCAAUGACAAAAGUGAUGAUGUCAGCUUGCAAAACCAUGUCAAUGACAAGAGUGAUGAUGUCAGCUUGCAAAAUUUGUGCUGUGAUGUUGAUGAUCAGAAAAUCGUUGACGAUGAAAAUGAUGGUAGUAAGGAGGGUGAAUCAGGUACCGCUGAUGUGGAAACUGCUGCACAGGCUGAUUUGGAAACUGCCGAACAGGCUGAUGUGGAAAGUGCUGCUCAGGCUGAUGUGGAAACUGCUGCUCAGGCUGUUGUGGAAACUGCUGCACAGGCUGAUGUAGAAACUGCUGCUCAGGCUGAUGAAGUUUUGGAACCCACAGGUGUCGCAUAGAGGCUAGAGCUGUUCCUCAAACAAUUAUUGUACAAACUAGUGUAGAUUUCCUGUAGAGAGCAAGAGGUGAUGUUGAUGGCAUUUGAUCUUGCAUUUGAGACAAUACUCCCAGGUGUACAGCAAUUAGGUGAGUCUUCCAAAUUGGUUUUCUUAGUUAAAUUCCUAGGAACUGCCUUGGAUCAAAUUCCAGCUGUUAUAGAGUACCUUUUGAGUGAAUUAGAUUUUAUGUUUCCUGUUGUAACGUUAAGGUGAACUUCUAGUUUGUAUGAUUUAAAGUUGUAGUGAAAUAAACUUUCAGGCACCACUUUAUGUUUGCCAUUGUUGGUUACUCCAAA
Messenger RNA from Chenopodium quinoa (quinoa), 3578 nucleotides. RefSeq lists its product as uncharacterized. Gene Ontology annotation, molecular function: chromatin binding. The coding region runs from base 1024 to 3243 and encodes 739 amino acids. Lineage: Eukaryota; Viridiplantae; Streptophyta; Magnoliopsida; Caryophyllales; Amaranthaceae. The record is from RefSeq and is a predicted model, not a curated record. The transcript has 6 exons.